UAUCACUGUAUCGAUGCAAUGGGUGAUAUCGCCUUUAUAACUGAAAUAAAACCGAGAAACUUCAUCUUAUAAAUCAGAUAGGAGCACUUAUUAGCAAAAAUGAGACAGCAGCGAGAGUGUAUUGUAGUGAAUAUGCGUUCGGUGAUAGUGCUGAUAAUCAUAUUCGUAUUAACCGGCAUAAGAAAUAGCGAGACCGCCAGCGGUGGCAACCAAAUGGAUCUGGCGGAUAUCAAAAGUGAUCCGCGCAAAGACAACAGCAAUACAGGCAACAAUAAUAACGACGAUAAUGUGGUGUUUGCACCAGCCCUGACGAACAUGGGCAGCAAAUCACCAGCGGCUAUCGACAACAACAACAGCAACAACACCACGAAUAUGCUAUGCCCCUUGGAUAAGGACACACCCUGUGAACGGUUGCAAUUCCCAUGCAUUCGAUGCACCUACAACUUCAAUUGCCUGUACGGCCGCGAUAUUAACAUCACAUGCGAAGCAGCCAACAAUGUACAGUGCAGUGGAGAGCGCUUGUUUCAACGUCAAAUGAAUUGUCGCUAUUGUUAUCAAACCGAAAUGUGGCAGCAGAAAUGUGAACAGCAUGCCAAUUGCAAUUCGGCUGCUGAUAAAUACUAUCGCACCAAUUGCACUGUGCACCAGGAUGUGCUUUGUCUGGGAAGUCGUUCGUUUACUCGCAAUUUGCGUUGCAACUGGACUCAGGGCUAUCGUUGGAGCACCGCGUUACUUAUCAGCCUUACUUUGGGCGGCUUUGGCGCCGACCGUUUCUAUUUGGGCCACUGGCAGGAGGGCAUUGGUAAGCUGUUCAGCUUUGGUGGCCUCGGCGUUUGGACAAUCAUCGAUGUGCUCUUGAUAUCCAUGCACUACUUGGGACCUGCCGACGGUUCACUCUACAUUUAAUCCGGCGAGCAGCCCCGCUGGGGAAAUCACCUAAAAU
Messenger RNA from Drosophila navojoa, 943 nucleotides. It is a transcript of the gene amx, whose product is annotated as TM2 domain-containing protein 3 almondex. Lineage: Eukaryota; Metazoa; Arthropoda; Insecta; Diptera; Drosophilidae. The record is from RefSeq and is a predicted model, not a curated record.